Molecule: messenger RNA, 502 nt
Organism: Bactrocera dorsalis (oriental fruit fly)
Lineage: Eukaryota; Metazoa; Arthropoda; Insecta; Diptera; Tephritidae
Gene: inaF-A
Exons: 2
Coding region: 105-362 (85 amino acids)
Source: RefSeq, a predicted model, not a curated record
UUAAUUUAUGCUAAAAUUUUGCUUAUGAAAACUAAAAGGUUUCGAGUUAAAAACGGUUGUCAGCGUUUUCACUGGCCCAUUAGUACGUGAACUUUGUUGUGAGAAUGAAUAACGGGUCUGCAAGUGCAACCGCAAACGAUCCAGAUGAGUCGGAGGAGAAUACAUCAGAGAAGAGUUUCUACGAUACGAAAAUAUUUCGUUGGUUUUCUUUGUUUCUAUAUAUCGGUGGUAUAAGUGGCCUAGGCAUGAUUUUAUCGCUAUACUAUUUACUUUUCUUCGACUCAACUAUGCCUGACAUACAUCUGAAGUUUCCUAUAUCUAUAGACGGCAAACCAGUGCAAAAAGUUCAGUCGUAUACAUAAAGCUCUUCUGAAGACAAAAUUGUGAUACCAGAGAAAAUCGCCAUACGCCUACUCAAUUCAUCGGAAGUCACCGCCGAACAAUUCUACAAACACAUACUCGAACAAUAUCGCAUACUCAAUCAGUUGCAACAGCAGCGACA